GGAUAUUGUAGUUUUAUAAUAAAGUUAAACCAGCUCAUUUGAAGAGUAGCCUCAUUGUUUUGAACUACUAGUCCCGGAAUGCUUGUAGUUUCAAAGCAAACAGAAGCCGAGAGUUGUGGCGUGAAGGUGUAAAUAUAUGAUUUGGUUAGUGUCUAAAUAAGGCUAUGGCGGAAACCUUAUUACCAUGGAUCAAAAGUGAGAUUCCCCGACAUCUCUGAUACACAGUUUGGCGAGACAUGGUAAAUUUAAAGAUGGCAGCUGUCAGAGCAAAGUCAUUUCGUCGCCAAGGAAGUCUCAUUAGGAGCAAAUCUGAGGGGACGUUGAUUGAUCUAGACGACACUGGAACGCUGAACAUCAACAAUUUAAAUGGGAGUAGUUACAUAAUAAAUCAAGUGACAAAACAUUCAGAGUGGCCUGUGUUGCAGCCGGAGGUCAAACAUGGAAGUCAAACCACAAAUCCAUUCUGGAACAAACUGUCUAUAUCCAAUCCGUUUUUGGAUGACAUUUUACACACAAACAAUGACAAAACAUUAAGCAACGCUGAUCUAUCAGUACAGAAAGAUGAACCUUCGACUCUGUUUGACAGUGAGAACUUUGACGCCAGUAGCACAUCUUCGGACGAAACAAACUUCGCCCAUUUUGCGGUUACGAAGCAGAAGAGCAUAAGACAAUCAGGGAGAUGGAGGAGUGCCUCGGAUAUUCUCGGCGACCAGGAGAGAAAGGAACCGAAAAUGGAAAACGGCCUCAAAUUGUCAGCAGGCCCAUUUCUGAAUGCAGAUUUUGAGUGGUUGAAAAAUGACCGGGAGGCGUACAAAAUGGCCUGGUUGAGUCACAGGCAGCUAACGAGGUCAUGUCUUGACCUAGGCCUGAUGAGUCAGAGUCCUGGAUGGGCCCAGACCCAAGCCACCGACUCUCAGAUAGUCUGCAAGAUAGGUCACAGCGGAGGGUCACUACAGUUACCAGACUCUGAUAUUACCGCCCAUAUCCCAGAGGGCCAUGUUCCUGCUGGGGAGGUUCAGGAGGUUGCACUGAAAGCCAUCCUGGAGCCCCCUCACGGGCUGAACAACAACUACAUGACAACCGUGAGUCCGCUCCUGGAGGUGAGUCUCAGCAACACGAGCGGAAAGGAAUCCAUCUCGCUGGAAAUGAAAAUGGUCGCAGAGGUCAAGAAGGAUCCGAUAAGUCAGGUCAUGACCACAUUUGUGGGACUAGUGUCCAACAAGAGAGAGGGACCUUAUCAGAAAGUCAAGGACUGUUACAUUUACAAGAACAUCAUGCAGAUGAAUCUUCAAGACUUAAAGUCUAAUUUCUAUGUUAUUGUAGCCGCAGAGGCCUCGGUUAUCCAGCCCCCUGCUACAUCCGUUUGGGAUUACCUGGAUCGUCAAGUCACCGUCGCCGUUUAUGGCCCAAAGUAUAUCCAUCCAUCUUUCAAAGUGGUCGUGGUCGUCUCUUGCCACGAUAACGUUCCACCGAGGCUUCCGUUCUCAGAUAUCCACAGGGGCAACAGAAACUUGCCCCCCCUGGUGCUACAGCUCUGGGAGAAGCACCAUUUUAGCCCAGAGAGACUGAAUGACCUACACAUUGUGACUUCCGUCAUAGCGUCAAAGUUCAAAGUCAAAGCCCAGGAUAAAAGGAAAGAGGUGAAACAAGGGCUACUCAAACUGGGUAAAGUCAUUCACCUGCCUCUUGAGCUGGCCAAGAUGGGCAAUGGGGAGAUGGAUUCCUUUAAACUAUGCCUCCAGGUGAGGGAUUCAAACAGUGUCACAGUAGCAGAGUUCCAGGUGUCUUCCCCUGCAGCGGCACCUAUUCGCUCUGAAAAGCGAGAUCCCAUGCGAAACAAAAUGUGUCAAUCGCUAUCUAUACCGGAGGAAUCCGUCCCAGAGUUCCCAAAAUUCUGGACCAGACCUGUGAAGGUGCAGUGUUACGGGGUGGCACUGAAGUCAGUGCUCCGUCAACCGCGAGUGGAGUACCUCCUGGAGUACUUCAAGGGUGACACCGUGGCUCUCCUCUCCAGAGAGACCGUGAGGUCGGUGGGCCAGUCCAAAGUCAAGGAGUGGUACAUCGGCUUCCUCCGAGGCAGGACCGGCCUGGUCCAUUGCAAGAACGUCAAGCUCAUCACCCGAGACCAAGUGAUCGACUUCAACGGCACUGACUUCACCACCGAGACCCUCUUGGACAACAUGGCACUGCCGUUCAAGAAGCUCACCUACAUCUACUCAGACAUCCAGACACUGGUGACUGAACACAUCCCCAGCUGGAGGGGCUUCGCUGAUGCCCUGGGCUACUCGAGCUUGUUGCUGGACACAAUCACACGGAGACAUGCUGAAACAGAGGCCGAGAAGGUGGCCUGCGUGCUGGAGAAACUGAAGGAGGACUGCCACACUGAGAACAGCAAGAAGAAGUUCCAGCACAAGCUCAUGAUCGGUCUGUUGAAGAUGGACUCUCAGGCUCUAGUGGCUCAUCUGAUCCAGAACACGGUCAUCCUGUCCACAGCGGUGGAGCUGGGUAUCAGGUGGAGGGAGCUCGCUGAGAGGCUGGGGAAACUCUCCAGUGCUCAGAUCGCUGCUUACGAGGCACCACACCGGGGGAAGAGUGGAGAAGUUAGCGCCGUGUCUAUGUGGAAACCUGCCUAUGACUUCCUGUACUCAUGGAGCCAGCUGUACGGAGAGGGCUACCAGGACAUGAUCCAGGACCUCCACCUGGCCCUAGACAAGAUGAAGAGCCCAAUCACCAGACAGUGGAGGCAGCUGACCGGGGCGCUAAUCGCAGUCAACUGUCUGGAGAUCCUCAGGGUCUCAGCCUUCCCCAAACCAUAGAACCCCACUGAGGAGAAGAAUGAGCACGCUGGAGAGCUCGAAUGGGUUACAACUGUAGAACUGAGGCCACAGAGGCCCUUUGAUAAAGCUUACUGCAGUUCCCACUAUCUUUGAAUAUGGAGGUCCUUGUUACGAUGCAGAGGGGGAGGCGAAGAUGAAGUCAAUGUUUGUUCUUGUUCUUGUAUUGUGCCGUGUCUUUGCCCACUUUGUCAGAGUUUCUUCUUAGAGUUCAGUUCAUGUCGUAAACAUAAUUAUUUUGUUCAUACAAAGCCAGAACCAGUGUACGAACAUAUAUCUCAGCCAUAUUUUUUAUUUUUUAUUUGACCUUUUAUUUAACUAGGCAAGUCAGUUAAGAACAAAUUCUUAUUUUCAAUGACGGCCUAGGAACAGUGGGUUAACUGCCUGUUCAGUGGCAGAACGACAGAUUUGUACCUUGUCAGCUCGGGGAUUCGAACUUGCAACCUUUCGGUUACACCAUACAUACACCAUAUGUAUCUUUACAUGGGUUUUAUAAAGGCUUCGUUUUGAUAAUUUGUGUAACAGACAUCUGCUUCCUUUGACAUCAUUUCUUAAGACAAAACAGCAGAAACUAUAUUGAGGUCUGUUACUUUGGGUUUUUCUGUUUGACAGCGCUUGUUAUUGAUUUUACAUUAAUAGUAACAUACAGUAGAGUUAGCACUUCCAGUUGUCACACAGUUUUAUACCUUUUAUAUUUUAUGUUACAAUGUUACAUGAAAUCCCCCUGGUUUUUCAUUACAUUUUACAUUUAUUUACGUUUAUUUUAGCUUGUAUUUACGCUAAUUCUGGUUAAUUCUGGUUAAGGUUGGAAGGGAUUACAUUUGUUUUAUCUGCCAGAUCCAAUCCUCAGUAUUCAGAUUGCUAUUUUUUAACUCUGUCUUAAGCCCAUACACUCAAACCUUUUUCAGUGCAUUUAGUUUUGUCUACUUGAAAAUAGCAUAUUAUGUUAAAAUAUAUUUUAAAUAUGUAAUAUAAUGUAAAACAACCUUGUUGUGAUUUUUCUGAAAUAUAAUAUUUCACAAUGUUGAUUUAUAACUGAAAUGGUGACCUGGUGUGUAUGAAGUAUGAAUUAAUAUCACUUACAUUUUGACAGAUAAGUAAUAUAUGACUAUUUUCAAUGAAUUGUCAACUAAAGUAGUUAAUUGAGAAGAAGACCCAUUAUUUAUGUUCUAGUUCAUCACCAGGUUGUGAAUCACUUGUCUUGUAAGAGUAGCAGGGAUAGUGAGCAGUAAGGGUCUGUGUCUUGCAUUGUGGGUAGUGUAAUAAUGUGACAAGAUACUACGAGUAGUGUCAUGUGGUUCACUUUGGUCUCUAACAUGUCACAUCCGUUCAGUUAAAGAUACAUGAGAAUAUUUGGUUUCCGUUAGGGACUUGCAUUGACCCUAAUACUGAAGUCUGUUCAUACGGGGGGAGGAUUGAAACGACUUGAUUUACCAUGGCAAUAACGCUUUAAUUACAUAGGCCUAGAUCACAUUCUCUGUACAGACAGAUUGUAUACACAGAGGAAACCCUUCAGUUAAAAGACCUGAAGCUGAAAUUCAUCUGAAAUUCCUAAUCCUAACUCCCCAAUUUAUAAGCAAUGAAUCCUGUCCUUGAACCCUAUAUAUGAUUGAAUCCUGUCCUUGAACCCUAUAUAUGAUUGAAUCCUGUCCUUGAACCCUAUAUAUGAUUGAAUCCUGUCCUUGAACCCUAUAUAUGAUUGAAUCCUGUCCUUGAACCCUAUAUAUGAUUGAAUCUUGUCCUAGAAUUUCCUGGCUGUGUGUUUUCUGUUGACUUACUCUUGUUGACCUUUUUAGUUUGACUUUCUCUCCUCUGUUUAUUUAAGCUGGUUUCAACUGAGAGUUGCAUUGUAUGGUCUUUAGUCUUUAUCUGUUGGCGUUGGCAACGGGGAAGCUCAGGAUGUCUAUCCUGUUUCUGUUCUGUAUUACAGGUGAAUGUUAUGACUGCAUACAUUCUGGCUUAAAAUAGAAGAACAAAUAAAUACACAGUAUAUCACAAAA
This is a messenger RNA of Oncorhynchus kisutch (coho salmon), 4834 nucleotides long. Its product is annotated as metastasis-associated in colon cancer protein 1-like. Lineage: Eukaryota; Metazoa; Chordata; Actinopteri; Salmoniformes; Salmonidae. The coding region runs from base 237 to 2816 and encodes 859 amino acids. The record is from RefSeq and is a predicted model, not a curated record. The transcript is spliced from 5 exons. Gene Ontology annotation, molecular function: protein binding. Gene Ontology annotation, cellular component: cytoplasm.